Homalodisca vitripennis (glassy-winged sharpshooter) is the source of this 821-nucleotide messenger RNA. RefSeq lists its product as uncharacterized. Bases 94 to 738 code for a protein of 214 amino acids. The transcript is spliced from 5 exons. The record is from RefSeq and is a predicted model, not a curated record. Lineage: Eukaryota; Metazoa; Arthropoda; Insecta; Hemiptera; Cicadellidae.
CUGGGCCGUCAGUCAGUCAGUCAGUCAGUGUCGGUGUGUCUGCACGGCCGCGGCCCAACACCAGUGUGCAGUGUAGUGUAGUGUACAGCGGCUAUGGACGGGGUGGUCUGGGCCGUCUUGGUACUAUUGUGUGCGGCCCUCGCUACCGCCCAAGAACCAUCAGAGAACACAGUGUCAGGAGACGAUGAUGACGACUGCGGAACGCUAGAGGACGACGAUGGGAUAGCAUGCAAGAGUCACGAGGAGUGCUACACCCUGGGCCAGCAGUGCUGCGGACCUGAUGGCAGGAAGACCUGCAGGAAGACUGGGCUGAAGACAAUACCGGAGGAGAAACACGCACCUUUCCUGGGACUGAUACCUCGCGAGUGUCCACGAGAACCUCUGCCAGAACCCUUCCCAAUCCGCAACUGCACAUCUGACGCCGACUGCUGGCCCAGACUGUGUUGCCCGGACGGCAACCGGAGGUUCUGUAGGACAGCUCUGCCCCUCUGGGACCAGCUGCCUGCUCAGCGCCUUUUCAUGCCAGUACGCAACAUGUUGGCCUACCUGCAGUGCACACCGCCUCCUCCACCCAUCUAUGACCUGUUCCCCAAGAUGUGCAGGUCCACCCUAGAUUGCUUCCCCAACCUCUGUUGCCAGGAGCAGGAUCGCCGUGUCUGUCGACCGCCCAAGAAGUCAGUCUUGGCUUUGCUCGCCACCCUGGGCCAGAGGCAGAGAAGAGGGGAAUGGUUUGGAUGAGCUACUCUCAGAACGAAUUAAUUUAUUUAUUUUGUAAAUAUGUAAUUUAUAUUCAACCUUUGUAAAUAAACAUAUAAUUUUUA